Molecule: messenger RNA, 1744 nt
Organism: Corapipo altera (White-ruffed manakin)
Lineage: Eukaryota; Metazoa; Chordata; Aves; Passeriformes; Pipridae
Product: zinc finger protein 660-like
Exons: 1
Coding region: 1-1236 (411 amino acids)
Biological process (GO): positive regulation of reciprocal meiotic recombination
Cellular component (GO): nucleus
Molecular function (GO): histone H3K36 methyltransferase activity; recombination hotspot binding; histone H3K4 methyltransferase activity
Source: RefSeq, a predicted model, not a curated record
AUGGCCCCGGCUGCAGGACAACACCACUGCCACUGCUGUCCUGCUGGGGCCAGAGUUGGGGGCACGUUCUUGGCCUUCCCUGUGGGCCGGAGGCAAAUCCCCUCCCUGUCCUUCUUGCUUCCUGCCCCAGGCCCCGAGCUGAGGACGGAGAGCGCGGAGGACAAAUCCCCCUGUGAGACCUUGGUGGGAGAGGCCGUUUUGAAGGGCUCCACGGUGCAGGAAGGCAGUGAGGAGGAAAAAGCCAGGAUAUCUCCCCAGAGGAGGGGCUCCAAAGCCGGCUCAGGGUGCUCCCAGGAGGAAAGACUCAGCCCGUGCCGGGAAGGCGGCCGGAGCUUGAGCCAGAGCUCCAACCUGGUGGUCCCUGAGCAGCCUCCCAGCAGGGAGAAGCCCUUCAAAUGCUUGGAAUGUGGGAAGAGCUUCAGUCAGAGCUCCAACCUCCUCACCCACCAGCACAUCCACACUGGGGAACUGCCCUACACGUGUGGGGAGUGUGGGAUGAGCUUCAGGAAGAGCUCCACCCUCUGCACCCACCGUCGCAUCCACACCGGGGAACGACCCUACACAUGUGGGGAAUGUGGGAAGAGCUUCAGUAACAGUGGCAACCUCCUCACCCACCAGCGUAUCCACACGGGCGACCUGCCCUACUCGUGUAGGGAAUGUGGGAAGAGCUUUAACCAGAGGUCCAACCUUCUCACCCACGAGCGCAUCCACACUGGGGAAUGUCCCUACACAUGUGGGGAAUGUGGGAAGAGCUUCAGGAACAGUGGCAACCUCCGCAAACACCAGCGCAUCCACACCGGAGAGCGACCUUACACGUGUGGGGAAUGUGGAAAGAGCUUCACUGACAGCUCCAGCCUCCACAUCCACGAACGCAUCCACACUGGGGAGAGGCCCUACUCAUGUGGGGAGUGUGGGAAGAGCUUCACCAACAGCUCCCACCUCCACGCCCACCAGCGCUCCCACCUCCCCAACCACACUGUGGAACGGCCCUACAAGUGCUGGCAAUGUGGGGACAGGUUUCAGACCAGCUCAAUUCUCCUCGAGCAUGAGCGGACGCACACAGAUGAGAGGCCCUUCCGCUGCACUGACUGCGGGAAGGAGUUCAAACGCAACUCCCACCUUGUAACCCACCGGCAGCGCAUCCACGCCGAGGAGAGGCCCUACAAGUGUGGGGAGUGCGGGAAGAGCUACAUCCAGAGGUCUCGCUUGACCAGACACCAACAGACCCACCAGUAAGGAAGCCCUAUUAGUGCCCUGACUGCGGGAAAUGCUUUGGCCACUGCUUCCACCCUGAAUGAACCCCCUGAUACUGAGGCAACCCCUGGAGUCCAAUGACUGUCAGUCCAUCCCUUUCGACCACAAAGGGCCAGUCCCCUUUCACAGGGACAGGUUCUUCCAACAGAACCCUUCUUGAAGGGGUGUGGAGGUUCCUGCCUUGGCUGGGGACCCCUCAAGGUCACUCCUGGAGGUUGAGAACAGAGAUCUCCCAUGAGCGUUGGUCUGAGGGAGUUACAUCCAUUUGUAAUUAAGAAUUGCUUUUGUGCCAGCUUUAGUAGAAUUGCUUCAACGAUUGCUUUAGGGUAGAUCAUCGCUCUAUCUUAUCCUGUACUCCUGGUAGUUUUAGUGUUUAUACUGUGCAGUAAGUAAUUCUGAUGAAGAUCUUUUGUCUGAUUAUUUGGUGCCCUAAAUAAUUCCUUUCUAUCAGUAGAUCUGAUUUGCCAUCAUUAAAACCUGGGGGACAAAA